CCAGUGAACGGCGAUCCGAGCAGACGCACCAAGUAUUAAACCUGGGAUCAAACCGCGAAGUGAUCCGAUUUCGUACAGAUUCUAAAAUGACAAGCUAGGGAUACCAAGCUUUGAUACAAACCCAAGGACAAUAAUUGUAAUGAAUGCCAGUGCUAACAACCGGGCUUUGAAAUUUGAUUAGUUUAGUUAGUUUGGAAAAUAAAAACCCGGUACCGGUUCGUGCCUGUUGCAGAGAGUUUGGCACCAAAGUAUUAUGUUUUCGCUGCUACUGCGCCACCCGCUCGUCUGCCGCUGUUGUCUACUGGAGCAGCCGCCGCUCUACCACAGUCUCCAUGACGCCUCCAGCCGGCUGGCCGUGGAGCUGAAGGCCUUGGUCCCCGCCCUGCUCCUGGAUCCCGGCGAGAAUCUCACUGACGUUAUCUGCGAUCUUUGCCUGCGCCGCCUGCACGACGCCCGCGACUUCCAGAGGCGGUGCGAGCACUCUGAGCAGGUGCUCCGCUUACGGCACGAGCAGUGGAAGCACACGGUGGCCGUGGGCGACGCCUUGGCCCUGGACGACGUGCUCGAGUGCCUAGAGCGGGAGGUGGGCAGUUUGGAGGCACCGGUGUCUAUGCAUCAGCAGCCCAGCAAGCCAGUGGCCUAUGUGGCGCCGCUAAUGGAGACUGUGGAUUUCGAAAACUUGGACAUCCAGGAGAGCUCACCCAGUGAGUUGGCUCCUACUUACUGGGAGGCAACUAUAGAUUCCGGCAGCCUGAAUACCCCGAAUCACCAGUCGGAGACCACCGAUACCUUCGCAGUGGAGCUACCCACGCCCCCGGAAUCACCGAAGGAAUCAAAGCCAAAGCCUACGGGAAAGCCGAGCUCACGGAGAACCAAGCCACACCAAGAGAACCAGAAACCCAGUGGUGAGCGGACGGCUGGUUCUCCAAGGUCCUUGCAUCCGUGCGGAGUCUGCGAGAAGAAGUUCACUCGGAACUUCCAGCUGAAUCUGCACAUGAUCGCCGUGCACGGAAUGGGCGAGUUGCGGUACCAGUGCGAGGAGUGCGGCAAGAGUUUCGCCUCUCGGCACAGCCUGCGGUACCACGUGAAGUCGGUGCACUCGUCGGAGAGACCUUUCGCAUGCCAGCACUGCGAGCGUCGCUUCAUCUUGCGCACCCAGCUGCUGUCCCACCUGCGCACCCACACCGGCGAGGCCAAGCCGCGAAUCUUUAAAUGCCAACGCUGCUCAAAGUUCUGGCCCACCAAGUCGGACCUGCGCACCCACAUGCGCUCGCACAACCCCAACAUGGAGCGGCCCUUUAAGUGCGACCAGUGCUCUAAGGCCUUCUUUACUCGAGGACACCUUAACUCGCACCUGCUCGUGCACACCGGUGAGAAGCCAUACCCCUGCGAGUACUGCGACAAGAGCUAUCAGAGCGUUGGCAACCUAAACAACCACAUGGUGCGCCUGCACGCAAAGAUAAUCGAGGCCCAACUGGAAACGGAGGCCAUCGAGAGCUGAGAAUCAGACGGACUAGCGCGUCCUGAGGAGAGGCUGUAUUAAGUAUUAUAGGCGUUGAAAGGGCAACAUCACCGAGAUCGGAGCGAACAAUUAUUGCUGUAAAAGAAACAAUAGAAAAACUGCUCUGAAUUGACUUAAGUUAAAAAUGUCUCAUAAAAUAUGUUAUAUGUAUGGCUUGACCGAACUAUGGAAAUGUUUACUUUUAAAGUUUAAAGUUAAAUAAAAUACAUACCCAAAAUAGCCAUCAGUGGUUCAAAAA
Messenger RNA from Drosophila biarmipes, 1760 nucleotides. Its product is annotated as zinc finger protein 184. The coding region runs from base 254 to 1501 and encodes 415 amino acids. Gene Ontology annotation, cellular component: nucleus. The transcript has 2 exons. NCBI's taxonomy places the organism in Eukaryota, Metazoa, Arthropoda, Insecta, Diptera, Drosophilidae. Gene Ontology annotation, molecular function: zinc ion binding; RNA polymerase II transcription regulatory region sequence-specific DNA binding; DNA-binding transcription factor activity, RNA polymerase II-specific. Gene Ontology annotation, biological process: regulation of transcription by RNA polymerase II. The record is from RefSeq and is a predicted model, not a curated record.